This is a messenger RNA of Rotaria socialis, 591 nucleotides long. The record is from the annotation of a GenBank genome assembly. Lineage: Eukaryota; Metazoa; Rotifera; Eurotatoria; Philodinida; Philodinidae.
AUGGGAAUCGUCAUUGUCGGUCCGUCUAAAUCAGGCAAAAGCUUAUUUGGAAAUAUGCUUGCUGGUACAUCGUUUUUUGAUGUACACCGAAACUAUGCAACUACAGAUUGUAAAUUUUGUUUUCGUGAUUUUCACGAUAAACGUUUAAUUAUCAUCGAUACCCCACCGGUACUUGUGGAUUACACGAAGAAAGAGAACUCUAAUGCCAUCCUGGAGCAAAUCAAAAAAUGUAAUGCAGUACUUGAAUCUAAUCUACGAUCAAUUUUAAUCGUUAUCUCCAGUGAAACAAAGGCCGAUGAAAUUGAUAUAAAUUUAUUUUUUCAGCAACUGUAUAAACAUUUUGGUGAAGAGACUGUUCAACGCAAAUCAAUAUUAAUCCUAACACAUUUAGAUUUAAUAGCUACAGAAGAUCAAAUGUCAAUGACUGAUCAUUUACAACGAAAUCAACAUUUAACAGAGUGGAUUCAAAGAUGUAACGGCAAUUAUUUCGAUGGGAGUAAACUACAAGCAGGUGUAGAUGUCGGGAAAAAAAGUGGUGAAAUCUGUAGUGAUAUUAUAGAAAAAAUACGUAUGCUGCGUACUUUUGACUGA